Molecule: messenger RNA, 1750 nt
Organism: Owenia fusiformis
Lineage: Eukaryota; Metazoa; Annelida; Polychaeta; Sabellida; Oweniidae
Source: the annotation of a GenBank genome assembly
ACCGGAAGUAAAGUUUCGCGGCAAAAAUAAAUAUUGCUUUUAUAUUUUGUGGGUAUUUUGUCAUCAAGUAUUAGACUGGGAAAGUUUAUCUUUAAAAGGGUGCAACUUAUAAAUGCAGCAUACGUAAUAUGUCAAAGAAAAAUGGAAAUCGAGUUGUGAAAGAUCAAAAUCAGUGGGUAUUCAUGCUUCCAGAUGAUGUGAUCAAGACGGAUGGUAAUAAUGACUCUAAACACGCACUUUGUAAACUGAAACACCCCAAAACAGAGAAAUCUGCGUACUAUUUGUUCACAAAUGAGAACACUGAUUCCUAUGAGGUUAUUGCACUGAAGGAAGACUUUCGUUCAUGGUUCAUAGGACAGGAUGUUGUACAAGAUGGCAGUGUCUACACAUGCACACCUGUUGAUCCAUUGUUCCUUGUGCUUCCAUAUAUGGUCAAUGCUUCCAAAAAUGACAAAUAUAUGCAGCUCGACCAAAUAGUCCGGGAUGAGAAUUACCCAGAAUGCACAAGGCUUUGCACGUGUAGUCAAGGAAAAGAUCUUAAGCUCAUUGCUGAUAUAAAAGGAGAUGAUGAUCUAAAGGUGUACAGAUAUAACAAAGAGAGAACAUUAUCCUGGUUAAAAACUAAGGUAGAAAAAACAAGUAAAAUCCUAGAAAAAAAGAAGAUCCAUGUUACGAGAGGAGCUCAAUGUGACACAUAUGUUCAAGCUACAAACACAGCACAGAAAGAUGAUUAUAUAAGAUACGCAUAUGGACUUAUAUCAGAAUAUGUUCAUCCGGAAUUGGCCAAAGAUCUCAAAGAUCACCUUGGUAUAGUAGAUCCUGUAGUGACUCCAGACCCUGAGAAACCCCCACCUUCAAAGAGAGCUAAACUUGAUAAGUCAGAACCUGCAGAAGAUUACUUCACUGGAAAUACAGGGCUGGUCAAGAAGGAGACUAAAAAACUGACUCAGGCGCAGAAGAAACUCAGUAAAGUGGACAAGUCCGGAAUGAAGUCGAUAUCAAGUUUCUUUUCACCAAAAUCAAAGACUAAGAAAUAACAGUUAUGGGAAUAUUUUGGUUUACAAUUCACUAAAAUCAGAUUGCAAAAUAAACCUAUAUGGUCCAAUAGAUGGCAGUGAGUGUUGUUAUGAGAAUAUAGGAUAUUUUAAUUUCACUUUUUCAAAGUCUUAUAUUGUUGACAUCUUGUUUCGAUGAGUAUGUCUGGGCGGGUUGGCCAUGUUAGCAAUCACCACAUAAAUUUCGUCAUCAACAUUUGAGGAAAACUGCUUCCCUCUUCAACUUUAAAGUUUUACCAAUGCAAGAGCAGACAAGUGCCAAUAUCUAAUUAGCUUUUUGGCAGGCUGAAUAAAUAACUUGUUGGCCAUUUUGAAUUUUAUGAUAAAAAAAGUGUGAUAAUUAUCACCAUUUGAAAAUUAUUUAAAAUACUGUCAGAUGUCGGUAAAGGUUCAAUUGGGCAAUCUUGCAGAGAAUUGAUGAAAUAAAGCAAAUUAAAAGAAAUAAGAUUAAUGCCAUUUAAAAUUAAUUGUAAAUUGUGAAUUUAAUGUGUGAAUUAAUUGUAUAUUUAAAGCAUUUUACAGUUGUAUUUUCUCAACCAGAAUUUAUUUUGAGAGAGAAUUAGAAGGGGGAGGGGGGGGAUAUGAGCAGCACAUGUAUCAAUGAAGUUGUUGUUGGUAGCAAAUAUGCUAAAUUGUCUACUUUUACAAAAUAAUUAAUUUUUUUGUGUACCUAUUUACUGAUGCACAAAUAAAUA